UUGUAAGACCCAAUUUCCUCAACUGCUGAUAACAUUAAAAACUCAUACCCGCGUGCGAGCGUAAAGGUGGAACAUGGCCACUUGCCAUGUGGGACCGUUGAAUGUGGAACUCCACGUACGCUUGGAAGCUGAAUAUAAAAACACACACAUCCUGUUACUAUUAAUUGCUGCUGUCCGAAAAUAUAACGAAUCACCUUGGAGCGCUGGGCGCAGACCCAAAAGGACGAGACUGUGAAGCAGCUCAAAGUAAGUUGUUGGCAACGGGAAUGGGAAUGGGAAGUGGAUUGCGUUUGGGAUUGGGAUGUGGGUUGGGCCACGGCCAGCAAACCACCAACUAUGAGUACACGACAAAAACUUGUGAAAAUGUCAAUCAACUUGUACAAAAACCAAGAGAAAAAAAACGACAACAACAACAAGAAACACAAAAGUUUUCCAAAGAGACAGGCAGACAGACAGACAGGAGAAACAGACAGGCAGCCAAAGAUGAUGCAUUGUGCAUGAAAGGUGCAAUGCCGGUUUUUGGGCAUAAAGAUAUCUUGAAUAUUGUAUCUCUAUCUGGGCAGUGUGACAGACUCGUAGGGGGCGCCUACGAAUUGCAUCCCACUGAGUCAGAGACGAGACGAGACGAGACGAGACAAGAAGGCGAUUUAAAUUCCACAGCAGCCAUAGAUGGGCCUGUCAUAUGUGGAUAUGAUGAUGACGAUUGACAGCUGCAUCCCCUGCCGAGCUUCGUUGACCAAUUUUGGCCACUACCUGCACUGUCAAUUCAUUUGGGAGUUUUGGCUGCGUGUAGGUGCGAAAACACAAAUAACAAAACGUGCCAAAAGUAUCAAAAAGGAACAAAGUAUUCAUAUGUAUUUGCCAUAUAUGUAUGUGUGCCUACGUGUGUGUGUGCCUGCGUGUGCGUGUGUGGCUUCCAGUUAAAUAAGACAUGAACAUGGGCGUAACUCUAAUAUCAGCAUUUGCCCUGGGACCGGCAAAAACUAAAUGAAAACAGCAAACUGCCAAAACCGGUAAUGACUAACCCCCGUAGCCGGUGCCGGCAGUUCUACACUGAUAAGAGCUCUUGUGCCCGGCACUGAACGGUGGCGCGAGCGAGAUGCCACUACGCCCGCCAGCCGUGGCACAGGCCUAGCCCAGUAGGUGGAAGCGAGACGACAGAUAUUGCCGGCCCUGGGCGUGGCCUGCAGGCAUGCCGCUCGUCGCUGUGUGUGUUGCUGGGUUGGCUGCCCGUCCGGCCAGCAAUCAGUCACGACUUGGUUAGCGCGCAUGCAGCACGAAGUUCAUGAACCGUCGCGUAGUAAAUAAAAAAGAAACCGUCGGAACUGCAACUGAAACUGUUAUGGCGUGUUUCUUAUAAAUGUUUAUGACAGUGUGCCAAAAUGUAUUGAAAGUCAAACGAAAGCCGCGUGUUUAUAAUCAAUUAUUUAAAUAUUUAAACGUGCCUCUGUUUCGACAAGCUGUUGGCACACUCAACAAAUUCGUAUUUGCAAAAAGCAAUAUCAAAUUAAGCAACAUUGAACUUUAGACACAAAUUUAGGCAAUUUUCCCAACUUGUUUUAGACAAUAAAAUUUUUUGAGUGCAGUAUUGGCAUACAAUAUGAUGGACGUUAGCAGCAUGUACGGCAACCAUCCUCAUCAUCAUCCACAUGCCACGGCCACUGCCUUUGAUGGCUAUGGCAGCAACUACUUUCCCUCCCCAACCCACCACCACCAGCAGCAGCAACAGCAGCAGCAACAACAGCAGCAGCAACUGCAUCAGCAGCAGCAGCAACUACAGCAGCAAGUGCAGCAGCACCAGCAACUGGCCUACAGUGGCUAUGACAGCAACUCGCCCAACUACUAUCAGCAGCAGCAACAGCUAACGCCGCCGCCAGCACAGCACCAGCUGCAGCAUCCACUUGCACAGCAGCAACAGCAGCAGCAGCAACUGUAUCCGCAUUCGCAUUUGUUCAGUCCCAGCGCUGCGGAGUAUGGCAUAACCACCACGGCGGCGGUAGCGGCACCCAACAGCACUCCAUUGCAUCCCACUAGCCACUCGCCCGCCGACUCCUACUAUGAGAGCGACUCAGUACACUCCUACUAUGCCACAGCAGCUGUGGCAACGGUGCCGCCACCUGCAAACAAUUCACCGGUAACCGCGGCCAAUGCGACGCAGCAGCAACAGCAGCAGCAGGCAUUGGAUGCGCAUGCGCCCAUCAUUAGCUCCGAGAAUGGCAUGAUGUACACAAAUCUGGACUGCCUCUACUCGCCCAGUGUAGCGCAGCAGGCGCAGACGCAGCCGCAUGGCUAUGGCGGUCAAAUGGAGGAGAAAUAUGCAGCGGUGCUGCAUGCAGGCUACGCGGCACCGCCGCCUGGCAUGCUGCUGGAGGAUCCGGAUCCGAUGAUGCAGCUGGCUGCCGGGCAGCAACAGUCGCCGCCGCAGAUGUGGCAUCAUCAUCAGCAUAUGAGCGGCGGCUAUCCGCUGGAUGCGGGCAUUGCCAUGGACUAUCCACACGCCCACUUGCAUCACAGUCUCAGUCAUGGCCAUCUGGCCAGUUUGACUACCAGCGCGCAGCAGGCACAGCAGCAACAGCAACAACAGCAGCAGCAACAACAGCAACAGGCAAACAGCUCGCAGGCUCAGGUGGUGCCACAGCAUUCGAUAUCGCCAAACGGCUCGACCAAUUGCAUGACCAUGGCCCGGAAUCAUCGCAGCGGUGGCGUCACAUCGCCUGGUAGUUCCACCUCAUCAUCAACAACAUCUGCGUCGGCAGCCAACUCCGCGCACCAAGCGAGCUCACAAUCAAAAUCGCCAAAUCACGCGGCCAACAUUCCAACUUACAAGUGGAUGCAGCUCAAACGGAAUGUUCCCAAGCCACAAGCACCGAAACUACCUGCCAACAUGAGCAACAUGCACGAUUACCAGCUGAAUGGCCACCUCGACAUGUGCCGCGCCGGCAACGUUGGCGGCAGCGCUGCCGUCCUGCCCAUCCAGAAUCCACUGCUGCUGUCAAACAAUGCGGCCGCGGGCAGCGCAUCCAGCGGCCUGGGCGUGGGCCUAGCCAGCGGCAACGGUGCUGCCGGUGCCAGUGCCGGCGUCGGCCUCAGCGGCUGCAGUCUAUCCUCCACGAACAACUCGGGCCGCACCAACUUCACAAACAAACAGCUGACCGAGCUGGAGAAGGAGUUCCACUUUAAUCGCUACUUGACGCGCGCCCGCCGCAUCGAGAUUGCCAAUACGCUGCAGCUAAACGAGACGCAGGUCAAAAUAUGGUUUCAGAACCGCCGCAUGAAGCAGAAGAAGCGCGUCAAGGAGGGUCUCAUUCCGGCGGACAUUUUAACGCAGCACAGCUCACCCGUGAUAACUGAAAAGCAGCCACAGCAGCAACAGCAACAGCAGCAACAACAGCAACAACAGCCCGAGUUGAAGGCUUCCGAAUUGGCCAGCAAUGAACUGCCAGCAACAGCAGCAGCAACAACAACGACAGCAGCCAAACAGAGUUGAACAAUUUCCAUUGUUGCUGUUGUUGCUGCUGCUGUGCUUGUUGUUGUUGUUGUUGUUGUCGUUGUUCUUGUUUUUUAAUAUACCCUGUACACAAAUCUAUAUAAAAUAGGGCUUACUGGUUUUAUGCAAACGUAUGUAACAGACAGAAGAAGUUAUCAUUUACAUUCUUGGUCGAUCAAGCCCCGUCUCUCUGUCUAUCUGUCAGUCUGUCUGUACGCCUGUCUGUCCGGCUGUCUUUAUGAAUGCAUCAAGCUCAGACACGAUUGGAGUUCGAGACUUCAAAUUUGGAACGUAGCUCGCCUAUGGCCGGCGUUCAAAAACUCGAUGAGAUUGGGUCUUUUGACUAUAACCCUGAGCUUAUAAGAGCUAGAGACACCAAAUUUAGUAUGUAGGUUCUCGUAAUGUAUAAACAGACCAAGAACAUUUCACAUUUUUGAUACUUUAAAAAAGGAAGGCCAUAUUUCGUCCUUGGAAAUCAAUUGGGAAACGAACUAUUAACGGUUGAGUUAUUCAAGGGAAAGAAGAAGCACAGUGGCGAGGAUCUCUGUGCCGUGUACAGGGUAUCUCCUGGUCGGAAGCACCCGACUAGCGCACUCUUGUUUUUGUUGUUAUUAUUGCUGUUGUGUGAGAAUUGCCAAAUGUCGAGCGCAUUUUGUUGUGAUAAAUAAGUAAAUAAAAAAAGGCAAAAAGUAAAAGUAAAAAAAAAAACACAAAUAUAUUAAACCUUAAAUUAAAAAUAUUUUAAUGUCGUACGUGUAGCCAAUUAAAUGAAUACAAAAAUGUGCAUACUAAAUAAAUUCAUUUGUAAUUUGUACAAAUCAACAAAUCAAAUACUAGCAUCUGUAGAAUCGAGGCGCCAUCUUUUUAACGGACCUGUAAAAAUACUAACUAGCCGUUGAUGCUGCAGCUGAAUGUUAGACUAGCAUAAACUAAACUCAGGGUUAUAUAUUACUACUUUCAUACACUUAACUGUAGCACGCCGAGAAAUUGACUUUCAACCAAAAAAAAAAAACAAAACAAAACAAGUACGUAAAACUAAAUCAAAAUCUAUACGAAAGCUACGAUAGCUAGAGGAGAAUCGUAUGCUAUAGCUUAGCUCAAUCGGAAACACAUUGCAUUAUAAUGUACUCGUACUCGUACUCGUAAUCGUAUGUAGUAUGAUUAUUGUUUUACUAUAAGCAAUGCCUUCUACGAUACAAGAAGAAUAG
Messenger RNA from Drosophila montana, 4695 nucleotides. RefSeq names its product labial (gene lab). Gene Ontology annotation, molecular function: DNA-binding transcription factor activity, RNA polymerase II-specific; RNA polymerase II cis-regulatory region sequence-specific DNA binding. NCBI's taxonomy places the organism in Eukaryota, Metazoa, Arthropoda, Insecta, Diptera, Drosophilidae. Gene Ontology annotation, biological process: regulation of transcription by RNA polymerase II. The coding region runs from base 1601 to 3487 and encodes 628 amino acids. The record is from RefSeq and is a predicted model, not a curated record. Gene Ontology annotation, cellular component: nucleus. The transcript has 4 exons.